AUGGCGACUCAAGUCCUUCCUACGCCGUCAUCGCAAUUUCCGCCCACUCAGAUGUCUUACGGAAAUGAGAUGUUGAACACUUACUCAAGUUUUGACAACGUCGCGGCAGGAAAUACCCCCUACAACUCCAAUCCUAAUCACCAGUCGCUUCUCAUGUUGUCGCCGCCAGCAGUCAGUUCCGAUAUACAAUAUCGCAGGCAGUCAUCGCAUUCACCGCAGGCCGGUUUGGGGGCACUCGCAAUUCGUGAUCGAACACCGAUUCGACAUCAUCGACCCAGUGUGUCGCGAGGUCGCAGUCAUAGUCGGAGUGAAAUGUUACUCGCGUACGCAGCAGAACAAAAUCAGCUCCACCAAUCGCAAUCGUUGCCAUCAAUAGCGGCCAUGCCCUCACAAAGCGAAUCAACCAUGCCGCAAGUGUAUAACAUGCCCGCAUACAACAUGUCACCACCCAUCUCCAGUUUCCCGCAACAAGGCAGCUACUUUGGCACUCCGGUUCCGCCAUCUACAGGACACCAGGAAAGCGAGUUUCCCCUUCCUUCGAACGAGACAGAAAUACCAGCAUUUUAUCCGGUAGGCCGGACUUCAUCACACGGCUCGGCAAUAAGUCUGCCUCCGCCCGACUCGCCCCAUAGUCUUUACAUCCCUGGACAUGCUCAACACAGCCAGCAGCCCUUACCAUCGAUCGGGAUGGCGAUGCAACCCUUUCCACCGGCGCAGUUGACGUUGGAAUCUUCCCCGGCGGAGGUCGAGAUUAUACCUUCUCGGCCCAAACCUCAGUGUUGGGAUCAUGGGUGCAAUGGGCGACAAUUUUCCACAUUCAGCAACCUGCUCCGACAUCAGAGAGAAAAGAGCGGGAGUGCAAUGAAGGCAGUAUGUCCACAUUGUGGCACCGAGUUUACGAGGACAACAGCCCGCAACGGCCACAUGUCGGGGGGAAAAUGUAAGGGGAGAGCGGACGCUGAGGCGUCAAACCGAAUGAAGAAGGAAUAG
This is a messenger RNA of Rhinocladiella mackenziei CBS 650.93, 990 nucleotides long. RefSeq lists its product as uncharacterized. Lineage: Eukaryota; Fungi; Ascomycota; Eurotiomycetes; Chaetothyriales; Herpotrichiellaceae. Bases 1 to 990 code for a protein of 329 amino acids. The transcript has 2 exons. The record is from RefSeq and is a predicted model, not a curated record.